AUGGUAGCCCAGAUCCAACAUCCACCAUACCCCCUUCACCCAAGCGUCAAGGAUCGACUCCAUCCCGACUAUGUGGCGUUCUACAACAAGUACCUGUUAAACCAGCAGCCCGUCCAUUAUCAAGCCAUUGCUAUCUCUAGAUGUAGUGGGAAGGUCAUUCCUACCAACACCGAGCCACUGCCCGUGGGUAUGACUCAAGAUAUCUCCAUAUCCCGGCAGGAUACCUGCGGUCCUAACAUAUCCAUCCGAUGCUUCACCCCGCAAGGAUGCCCACCCAGCUCGGGUUGGCCGCUCGUGCUUUAUUUCCACGGUGGAGGGUGGGUUUUUGGGGAUAUCAACACCGAAAAUACCAUCUGCACCAAUAUAUGUGUUCGAGCAAAGGCCGUGGUGAUCACAACUGACUACAGGCUCGCCCCGGAGGAACCAUGGCCGGCAGCAAUCCAUGAUUCAUGGGAAGCAUUCCUUUGGGCGACGUCAUAUGGAGGGAGUCUUCUCAACCUGGAUCUUACCAGAACUGCCAUGGUGGGGUCAUCUGCUGGAGCAAAUAUCGCCGCCGUGAUCGUCCAGAAUGCGGUGCUUCGACCUCAGUUGGGUGUCUCGCUUUGUUCGCAAUUCUUGGUCGUACCUGUGACAGACAACACGGCCUCUCCGUGUUCCAGCCCCACUUGGAAAGCGUUUGAGUUUACGGCUGGUCUUCCGGCGAAGAAGAUGCUUUGGUAUCGCAACCAUUACCUACCCAAUCAGGCCGACUGGUCGCACAGGGAAGCCUCACCUCUUUUGGCCUCGGAUGAAAUUUUCGCACGGCUGCCACCCGCAAAUAUUAUCGUUGGCGAGUUGGAUGUAUUGAGACAUGAUGGGGAAGAGUAUGCCAGAAAACUGAGAAAGAAUGGGGUUGAAGCCAAAGUGACUGUGAUGGAGGGAAUGCCACAUCCUUUUUUGGCGAUGGACGCUGUUCUUGAGGCUGGAAAAAGGGCUAUUACAAUCAUUUGCGAAGAACUGGAUCAGGUAUUCUCUUGA
Molecule: messenger RNA, 1017 nt
Organism: Rhinocladiella mackenziei CBS 650.93
Lineage: Eukaryota; Fungi; Ascomycota; Eurotiomycetes; Chaetothyriales; Herpotrichiellaceae
Exons: 2
Coding region: 1-1017 (338 amino acids)
Molecular function (GO): hydrolase activity
Source: RefSeq, a predicted model, not a curated record